Pseudomassariella vexata is the source of this 1710-nucleotide messenger RNA. RefSeq names its product general substrate transporter. The transcript has 3 exons. Gene Ontology annotation, cellular component: membrane. The coding region runs from base 1 to 1710 and encodes 569 amino acids. Lineage: Eukaryota; Fungi; Ascomycota; Sordariomycetes; Amphisphaeriales; Pseudomassariaceae. The record is from RefSeq and is a predicted model, not a curated record. Gene Ontology annotation, biological process: carbohydrate transport; transmembrane transport. Gene Ontology annotation, molecular function: carbohydrate:proton symporter activity.
AUGGCGAUAGCCAUGGGCUGGCAUAAACCCGACAAUGUCGCCGGUUCCUCAGCCCCGGCCAUCAUGGUUGGCCUGUUCGUUGCCACCGGUGGUCUCCUGUUCGGAUACGAUACUGGCUGCAUCAACGGCAUUCUUGCCAUGAACUCCUUCAAGACGCAAUUCAACACGGGCUAUGUCGAUUCAACGGGUUCCAUCAACCUGUCGCCCUCCGAGACAUCCAUCCUCGUCGCCAUUCUGAGUGCGGGCACCUUCUUCGGCGCCUUGCUCGGCGCCCCCGCCGGUGAUAUGAUCGGUCGUCGCAUCUCCAUCAUCGGUUCCGUGGGGAUUUUCUGUUUCGGCGUUAUAUUCCAAGUCUGCGCCGACGCGAUACCCAUGAUGUUGGCCGGCAGGUUCUUUGCUGGUGUUGGCGUUGGUUCCGUGUCUCUUCUCGUUCCGCUUUAUCAGUCUGAAAUGGCCCCGAAAUGGAUUCGGGGCACUCUGGUGUGUGCAUAUCAGUUGUCCAUCACUGCAGGUCUCCUCGCCGCGUCAGGUGUCAACAUUUUGACGCAGGGAUUGCAUGGGGCGGCAGCGUAUCGAAUCCCGAUGGGGCUCCAGCUGACUUGGGCUUGUGUCCUAACCCUCGGUCUCCUCAUUCUCCCGGAAACACCACGGUAUCUCAUCAAGCGUGGCUCAAAGGAGGCCGCGGCGCUAUCUCUCAGCCGACUUCGGCGGCUUGACAUAACCCACCCGGCUCUUGUCGAAGAACUCGCCGAAAUCCAGGCGAACCACGAGUAUGAGUUGACGUUGGGCCCUGCUACUUACCGCGACAUAUUCCUUGGAUCACCUCAUCUUGGCCGCAGGAUCUUAACCGGAUGCGGUUUGCAGAUGUUGCAACAACUGACGGGCAUCAAUUUCAUCAUGUACUAUGGAACCACUUUCUUCAAUGGCGCUGGCAUCCACAACCCUUUCCUCAUUUCCUUGAUCACUAACAUCAUCAACGUCGUCUCUACCAUCCCGGGCCUGUUCGUCGUUGAGACAUGGGGCCGACGAAACCUACUCCUCGUCGGCUCCAUUGGAAUGGCCAUGUGCCAUCUUGUUAUCGCCAUCUUCGGGACUGCGGUGGGGAACGACAACAACGAGACUUCGAGCAAAGUCAUCAUCGUUUUCGUGACCUUUUUCGUUUUCUUCUAUGCGGCUUCUUGGGGUCCAGUCGCAUGGGUCGUGACGGCCGAAAUCUACCCUCUCAAAAUCCGUGCCAAGUCCAUGUCAGUUUCUACGGCGUCAAACUGGCUGCUUAACUUCGGAAUCGCUUAUGGCACGCCGUACAUGGUUGGUGAAGGGGUGGGCUACGCGGACAUGGGUCCGAAGGUGUUUUAUGUUUGGGGAGCAUUCUGCAUUCUCGCCGGCGUCUUCGUAUUCUGCAUGGUUUACGAGACGAGCAAGAUCAGCCUCGAACAAAUUGACGAGAUGUACGAAAGAGUCGACUACGCAUGGAACAGCAAACGCUUCGAACCGAGCUGGAGUUUCCAGCAACUGCGGGACGAAGGUUUCGCCGACAGCGGCAUACCGCCUGUGGAUCACGAACUUGAGCCGUCGAGGACAGGCUCCAGCACCAGCGAAAGCAUAUCAACGAUUCACACGGACUCAGCUAGUAAUGAGAACAGGACCCAAGAGGACAAAAUACUCCACCAGAUGGGAAUACCGAGUAACGUCAACUUUAACGAUUACUGA